AUGGAUCAUUCCUCUGAUCAUUCUUCAACAUUAACACACUUAAUUGUUUCGGAAGCAAUCCGCGAGUUAGAGAAAUCUCUUGAUGCAAACCAGGAGAAAAGUACUCCACUAGAAAAUCGUAUGUACACCUUAGGAAUAAAACCGGGAUUUGCAAUCGCUGGCAUAUUAUGCAAGAGUGGAACCGAUUUUUCCUCGAUUGAAGAUUGUUCUAAAUUCCUCGGAAACAAGUUUUCACCUAUCGUUUUAAAUCCAUGCAGCGGAAUCAAUCAACAAGCUGACAAACAGUCAUUUUCGAUUUUAUUUAAAGGCCAAAACUUACCAAAAUUGUUUACUUGCUUACUCGGACAGCAAAAUCAACAACAACAGUUAUGGUUUAAGGGUUACACUCAAUUCUACAAAGGAGUUUACAUGGGAGCUCUCAUGCAUAUGGGAUAUAGUGCAAAAGCAACUGUUGAAAUGAAUCCAAGCCAACUUAACCUCAAAUUCGAAGAUAUUAAAGAACUUGAUAGAGAUUCACCAUGGGAAAACGCAUUUUCUACAAUCUAA
Messenger RNA from Trichomonas vaginalis G3, 546 nucleotides. Its product is annotated as trafficking protein particle complex subunit 3 domain-containing protein. Gene Ontology annotation, cellular component: trans-Golgi network; cis-Golgi network; TRAPP complex. The transcript has a single exon. The coding region runs from base 1 to 546 and encodes 181 amino acids. The record is from RefSeq and is a predicted model, not a curated record. NCBI's taxonomy places the organism in Eukaryota, Parabasalia, Trichomonadida, Trichomonadidae. Gene Ontology annotation, biological process: endoplasmic reticulum to Golgi vesicle-mediated transport; regulation of GTPase activity.